GUUCAACGAUUGUUUUAUAACAUAUAUAAAUUUAGUUGUCACGGAUGAAUUGUUUAUCUUAGUUUAAAGGAUAUUUAACUGUAAAUUAUUGUGCCAUUGCACGACGAAAUGGUGUUUUGGGGUAUCUAGGCAAGAAAAAAUUAUUUUCAAAGUUCUACUUCGUAGAAUUUUUAUUAACCAUGGCAACGGUGGAAUAUGAUCUGGAUACUUCUGGUGGACUUAUGGAGCAAAUUCAAAAACUUGUGGCUCCACCAGUAAGUGAUGAAGUUCUUCGUCGUCAGAGACGAAAAGAACGAGAGAAUAGGAGACAAGGACGAACAGUAAACCAUGAUAGCUGUGACAGUUGUAAAGAGGGUGGAGAUUUAUUGUGCUGUGAUUGGUGUCCUGCAGCUUUCCAUUUACAGUGCCAUGAUCCCCCAUUAGAGGAAGAUGAUGUUCCUCCUGGAGAAUGGCGAUGCCACAGAUGUAAAGUUGUUCCCCCUAAACCAGAGCAACCAAAGGAAAAGGAUGAUGAUGCCUCCUCCACAAAAAGCAAUAGCAGCAAUGCAAGUAGAGGGAAAUCUCGGCCUCAGCCGCCGAUUCCUGCCCUAGAGGAAAUUGUAAUGGAAGCUGCUAGUACAGAGAACCUCACUCCACUUCAGAAACUAGCCAGAGCAGCUCAGCUGAUGAACCCUGUACAGUUUGAUUUACCCAAGGACAUAGCAUGCACUACACCUUUACCAGGAUCAAGUAAAAGAAAAUGGUGGGGUAAAGAUAGAAACCCGAACAAGAAGUUUGCUCAUGAAUUGGAUAAUGGGCUAGUGCCUAUACCAGCAAAGAUAUGCUUCUACUGUAGCAAGAGCUGUCGUGUAGGAGCACUCAUCCAGUGUGAUUUUUGUCCUCUUCUGUACCACAUGGACUGUCUCAAUCCUCCCCUGACAUCUCUCCCAACCAACCGCUGGAUGUGUCCGAACCACCCAGAGAAUAUCAUUGAUGAGUAUUUGUUGAAAAGUGUUAGUCUGACUGAACGCAUCAAACUGUGGAACAAGUUUAAAAGCCGUGUCAACCAACACACAGUCAAGCUGAACUUCCUGAAUAAAAUGCACCGAGAAAGUCCACCAUUCAGGAUCAAAGUGAAGCAUUCGAAACGCAAGUCAUUGGCGAUUCCUGAAGCAAUCAAACUCCAUUAUCAAAACCCCCCACCUAUGCUUCCCUGUGUGACUGACCCUGGUACCACAUCAGCCACUGAGACCGACGAGAAGGCAGAGCGAGUGUCAGAAACCACACUGGAGGAUCAAGAAGAGUGGUUGUCUGCAGUUGUGUCUUUACAAACCAGUAUAGCAAGACAUUUAGCUCAAAAGCAGAUUCAGAUGUCCUCAACAGAGUCUGGAAAAUCUGAAGUGAAUGUGAAAUCAGAAAAACCCACAGCAUCCGUUCAACCUGUGAUUCAAAGCAGUGACUCUCAGCAAAAUGAAGGUGGUUCAUGUGAUUCUAAAGUGACUAGUAUGGAGGUGGAUAAACCUCCCAACGGACCUCUCUCAGACUCUUUAUCUAAUGGUCCUCUUGAAGGAAACAGAGGAGGAGCUAUCUCCUUGCUACAUCCUCCUAGCACAUCACAAAACUCUGUAAACGGUGAAAUUGGGGAAUCCAGUAAAAGUAAACCAGAAACUGUUUUAAUCAAAUCCAGGAGUAAAAGUGUGGAUGGAUCUCCAGCAAACAUUGUGCGAGUGAACUGGGCAUCCGUGGACAAACAGGCUUCAUCGGGGGCCUCCACUUCUACUACUCCCUCUGGUAAAAACAUUGUUAUUAGUGCUAUCAAUAAAGCCAACAACACUGUAGUCACAAAAGUCCUUGGUCCCACUCAGGGCAACAAACUGAUAGCAAACAAUGUGGCAGCAAACAGUGGUGGAAACUCCACCUCCAUUUUGUCUCCGCGUGUGUCGGGACAGUCGGCAAUUAAAGUGGCAAGUGUGCAGGGCAGGACAAGCACUGUUGGCUCAACUGCCAAAGUCAUCACAGUCUCCACUCCAACCUCUGGUAAAAUUGGAGUCACAUCCAGUAGCAAUAUCACGAUCUCAGGUGGCAAGCAGUCUUCAACCGCUAGCAGCCAGAACUCCUCCAAUGCCAUUGUCUCCCUCAAUAAUUCCCUCCAGCAGUGUCUUGAGGGCUCAGGAGAUAUGGAGCUGAGCAAGCUGGAUGAGAAAUUGAUCCAGAUCCUUGCCUGGCAGAGACUGCAGCAGUUACUUCCCUCCAAAGCCAACUCCCCACAGACACCGAACAAGAAAGGUGUGCUCAACGGACUGCUCAAUCAAGCAGGUAGCACAGAGGUCAAAGCCAGAGCUGUUUUGUGUCCUUUGACCAGCAAAGGUCAGCCGAUAUCCAUGUGUUACAGAACCCUUAACAUUGGAACAGGAGCUGACAUGGAUGUUUGUUUGACCCAGUUUGGACACUGCAAUUUUAUCUCUCCAAAACAUGCAUAUAUAUUUUAUGAUGAGACAACAAAACACUAUGAGUUACUGAACUACAGUGAGCAUGGAACAACAGUGGACAAUGUCCUGUACUCGUGUGAUUUCAGUGAUAAACCCGCCUCCACUCCACAGCCUACGUCUGUUGUCGCAGCAGUCCGCAAAAUCAUUAAAAACAAGAAAGUGGAAAAGCCCACAGAGUCAGAGAUAAAGGAAGAGCAACGCUUGACAAUGAGUGGGAAAGCCAAUGAGAUGAAAAAACCAUGCAACUGCAAAGCCAGCAGCUCUAGUCUGAUUGGAGGGAGUGGUGCAGGAUGGGAAGGAACAGCACUAUUGCAUCAUGGGAGUUAUAUAAAAGUUGGAUGUCUACAGUUUGUGUUUAGUAUUGUGGACCAUGCAACAAGUUCAAUGGGACAGGACAGAAAGAAAGAACCCAUGUCUUUACUUAAGUCGACGUUAAGAGCAUCAGCCCCUUAGUUGAUGAAUUGUGAUCUGUAUUGAAUUUUAAUUCAUUGUUUAUUGAGUAUUAAAUGAGAAAUUAUUGUCUUAAUUUAACAUUUUUUUAAGAAGAGGUUGUAAACUGAUUUCAGUGGGCUUUUUCUGAUGUUAAGUGUUCAGAAUUUGGCCAGUAAGUUUAAGUUGUUGAGGGAAUUUUAAUGGAAAAUGAGUUUAUAGGAGAAACACUUUAUACAUGUAAAACUAACACAUGUAACAAAUUAGUUAGUAGAAAAUAAUAGAUGGUUGUUUUUUUUUGUUAUUAAAUCAGAUAAUUAUUGAUGAAGCAUAUUUCUUUGUAUAAGUCAUCAUGAUACAAACUCUAUUUAGAGAUAGAUGGCUGGUGGGUUGUAUUGUAAAUUCAUAAUUUUAAAAAAAUGACAGCUAUGAAUCUGAAUCAAACCAAAUACUUAUCUUUUAGAAAUUUUGUCAAAUCUACAGAAUGAGGAGACAAAUUAAAAACAUUUGUGUAUAUGAAUAUGAGAAAUUAAAAUUAGAAAGACUGAUGUUAAAAUCAACAUUAGACCUUCCAUUAAAGAACCAUCAUCUUGAGGGCAGCUGUAGAACCCAUUUCUCUGUAUUUAUUGUUCAUUGGGAAAACACUCAGGGUUGUCAUUAUACAGGUCCUUUGAGCUGAAAUUUAUUUAGUAUCAUCAUUUCCUGCAAAUUUAAUUAAAGGUGAUGCACAUUUGCAUUGUGCAAUAUAUUUUUUCUUUGUGUAUGAAUCUUCCCCUUGGAUAUUACAUGUAGUAUUUACCAUGCAAACACGAAACCAGAAACUUGUUAUAAGGUAGUUUUCUUGAGUAUAGAGUGUUGAUUUUCAGGAUUGUUAUAAACUUUGAAGCUUAACUGCUGACCAAAUAUCAACCUAGGAGCAUGAAUGUCCAGAUACAUGUAUCUCAAGUUCAGUCCUUAUGAAAUUGUUACAGCCACUGUUUAAGGUUUUAUUAAUUUUGUUUUUGAAUUUCAGUAAAAUUAAUUUAUUGCAAUUUAUACAAUGCAUUGUUUGUCUGUUACUGUUUGCAUUCAAUGCAGUUAUGUGUGGUACAAGAGAUUUUUAAUUGUCAAGUGUACAGUCUCAAAGGUAAAUCUUUGGAACAUAUUUUAACCAAACUGUAACGAUAAUGUACAUUUCAAGCCCGACACAUUGUAUAUAUUAUAUCAUGACUAACAUAUUUAUGCAUGUUGGAAGCAAAAUCAUGUUCAUGAAAUGUAAACACUAAAACAGGAUUCUAUUUCAUAUUUUUAGUCAUUAUGCAUAUUUUAGAUGAUAAGCAUGGUUACAAUAAAUCAUGUCAAAUAUAAAACAGUC
Magallana angulata is the source of this 4251-nucleotide messenger RNA. RefSeq names its product PHD finger protein 12-like. The transcript is spliced from 15 exons. The record is from RefSeq and is a predicted model, not a curated record. The coding region runs from base 180 to 2921 and encodes 913 amino acids. Gene Ontology annotation, cellular component: Sin3-type complex; nucleus. Gene Ontology annotation, biological process: negative regulation of transcription by RNA polymerase II. NCBI's taxonomy places the organism in Eukaryota, Metazoa, Mollusca, Bivalvia, Ostreida, Ostreidae. Gene Ontology annotation, molecular function: protein binding; transcription corepressor activity.